AUGGGUUGCGAUAUGAGUUUUUUAUCGAAAGCUAGGCUUUCGAAAGAUGGUGAUGAGACGGCAGCAGGUGGCGAAGUCUUUGAAAAAAGAAUAUUACUUUUAGGCUUAGAUAAUGCAGGCAAAACAUCUCUGUUAUUUCACAUGAGAGAUAGUUCAUUCAAAGACACUGUUCCAACAGUGGGUUUAAACAUUGAGCACAUUUAGUAUAAGCGAUAUAGUCUUACAUUUUGGGACGUUGGAGGUUAAAUAACCAAACUUUGGAGGCAUUACUUUGACAAGAUUGACGGAGUUAUAUUCGUGAUAGAUAGCACUGACAAAGUCAGACUGUAAAAGGCGAAAUUAGAACUGGAAAAGCUAAUGAUUGACUAAAGUAUUGGCCAGGUUCCAUUCUUAAUUAUGUAUAAUAAGAAAGAUAUUGCGGAUAAAACUAUGAGCUAAGAAGAUUUAAAUCAGUCGCUGGCUGUUGAAGAAAUGCAGCAACAUAGGCCUAUCUGCAUUUAGGAUUGCUCUGCUUUAACUGGCAGUGGAAUAUGGGAUGGUAUGGAUAAAAUGAUUAACGUGUAUGAAUAAUUGAAAAGCUAAGCAACUAAUAAUGCAGAGAUAUUAAAUACAUCGAAGUAAUAAGCAAAAUCACUUCCAUCUGAGCCUUCUAAAAGAUGA
Messenger RNA from Stylonychia lemnae, 660 nucleotides. NCBI's taxonomy places the organism in Eukaryota, Ciliophora, Spirotrichea, Sporadotrichida, Oxytrichidae. The record is from the annotation of a GenBank genome assembly.